AUGGGCAGCUUUACACCAACCGGAAACAUACGCAUAGGCGUCGACGUGGGAGGCACCAAUACCGAUGCCGUGGCGCUGGAUCUCUCCGCGCAGCACACCGAAACCCGCGGCGUGAUUGCGCACUUCAAGACCCCCACCACCCCGGACGUCACCUCUGGCAUCGAAACAGCCGUCGGCACCGUCAUCAAAGCAGCCGGCGUAUCGCUGGACAGCAUUUCCUGCGUGACCAUUGGAACGACCCAUUUCAUCAACGCCGUCAUCGAGCAGGACGCCCGACGCCUGCGCAAAGUCGGUGUUCUCCGCCUGUCCAAGUCUUUCCUCCGUCAGAUCCCGCCCUUCAGCGAGUUCCCGGCCGGCUUGACCCGCCUGAUCAGGAGCUACAUCGGCUAUGCCGACGGCGGCCUGCACAUCGACGGAGCCGAAGAGGCGCCCGUCGUCGAAGACCAAGUCGUGCGCGAGUGCGCCGAGAUCAAAAAGCAUGGGAUAUCUGCUCUCGUCGUGGCCGGCAUCUUCUCCCCGAUCGACGAGGAGUUCCAGCAGGAGAAACGCGUGCGAGACAUCAUCCUGCGUGAGAUUCCCGGAAUCGACGUCGUCUGCUCGCACGAAGUCAGCAACAUCGGCUUCCUCGAGCGCGAGAACGCGGCCAUCUUGAACGCUUCGAUUCUCAAGUAUGGACGCCGCACGGUGAGGGGCUUCCGUGAGGCGAUGAGCAGGCUGGAUCUCAAGUGUGGCCUGUACAUCACUCAAAACGACGGCACCUUGCUAGACGCCGCAUCUGCCGCCCGCAUGCCCAUCAGAACAUUCUCCUCUGGCGCUACCAACUCGAUGCGCGGAGCCGCGUAUCUGGCUGGAAAGUCUCUGGACGGCACUUCGGCCGUUGUCGUUGACAUUGGAGGCACCACCUCGGACGCUGGCGUGUUGCUGCAGUCCGGGUUCCCAAGACAAGCCUCUGCUUUCGUUACUGUCGCUGGCGUCAAGGUGAACUACAGUAUGCCAUUCCUGCACUCGAUUGGUCUCGGGGGUGGUUCUAUUGUUCGGGAGGCUGCCAACGGAAAGGUGACCGUGGGUCCGGACUCCGUUGGCCACUAUCUUACCACAGAAGCCAAAGUCUUCGGUGGCAGCAAGUUGACAGCAACAGAUAUUGCUGUUGCGGCCAAAAGAGCGGUAAUCGGAGACAUCUCAAGGAUUGGCGAUGUAAGCCCCGAACUUGCACUCAGGGCGCAAGACAGGAUAAAGGCCAUGCUUGAGGGAGUCAUUGAUCUCUGCAAGACCUCUCCGGACCCUUUGCCAGUCUUGCUCGUAGGUGGUGGUUCAGUCCUUGCACCAGAAAGCUUGAAGGGCGCGUCGAAGAUAAUAUGCCCCCCCUUUCACGAUGUUGCGAACGCGGUUGGUGCCGCAGUUAGCAAGGUUGGUGGUGUUGUGGACCUGGUUCAGAGCACGGAGCAUCAAACACAACAAGAGGCUAUCCAAAGAGCCAAAGACCUCGCCAUCAAGAGGGCAAUGGAAGCCGGUGCAAUCCCACAGACUAUCACCAUUACCGAGAUCGACUCCCUUCCUGUCUCAUAUGUGGCGAACAAAUUGCGGACCGUGGUCAAAGCUGUUGGUGAGUUGGAUAUAGCAAGGCAGCCGACACCACUGGAAGAAAACAACGACUUUGGGGAAGAAGAAGUCGAGGAAAGCAAGGACUACGGUGAGAAGGUUUCGGAGGAAUCGCCCGUCGACCCGUUCACCUACAGACCGGAUGUCGCGGUUAAUCCAGAAACGGGUAUAGCCGAAUGGAGCCUUUCGAAGACGGACGUGGACUGGCUUGCUGAAGGCUGUUACGUGCUGGGUUGUGCAGGAGGCGGUUCGCCCGCAGCCACCAGGAUCCAAUUGCGGGACCAGCUGCGGGAAGGUUACAGGCUCAAGAUCGUGGAUGCGAGUGUGCUACCUGACAAUGCCCGCGUCUACUGGGGAGGUCAUAUGGGGUCUCCGGCAGUUUCCGUGGAGCGACUCAACGCGACAGAAACAGUAGAAGCCUUCCGGGCUCUCAUGGAGUACUUGAGACACGACUCUUUCGAUGCCGUUAUCGGCCUUGAAAUCGGCGGCGCCAACGGUCUGGAGCCCCUUCUCGUCGGCAGUUCAAAGUACUUCGACAGACCAACCAUCGAUGCCGAUUUCAUGGGGCGGGCGUACCCAACGUACUGGCAGACGACAAUCGCAGUGCACGAGCCUGGCUCCCUCAUCCCCUGCGCCAUCGACUCUGGCGACGGUAAGACCAUCAUCAUGACAAGGGCAUCGACAGAUGAGAUUGUCGACCGAGCGCUCCGCGCAUCAUGCGCUGAAAUGGGAUCCCGUGUCGGAAAGGCGGGAGCUCCGACGACGGCGAGCAUUGUGCGUCGGACGGCGGUGAUCAACACCUAUUCGCUCGCGUGGCGCAUCGGACGGUGCAUCGCGCGCAGUGAGGCCAGCAACACGCAGUCCAAGGUGUGUGAAUCGAUCGUGCAGGAGGUGGGUGGGGAGGCGACGGCUCGCAUCCUGUUCCGCGGCAAGAUUGUGGCAGUGGAGCGGCGGCUGUUCAAGGGCCACUCGUACGGCGAAAUCAGCAUUGCGAGCAUGGCGGCGGACGAGGAGGACGAGGGGGCAAAGGAGGCUAUGCCGGCUCUGGCCACGGGCGGGACGCUCAAGAUCCCGUUCAAGAACGAGAACCUGUAUGCGGAGCACACGUCGGAGGCGGGCGAGAGGCGCAUGGUCUGCACGGUGCCUGACUUGAUCGCGGUGUUGGACACAGGCUCCGGACGUGCGCUGGGUGUGCCCGAGUUCAGAUACGGGCUCCGGGUGACGGUGCUCGGGAUUACGGCAAGCCCGCAGUGGACCAGCACCGAAGCGGGAGUCAAGAUUGGCGGGCCUAAGGCGUUUGGGUACGAUCUGGAGUAUAAGCCCGUCGGGGUGUAUGUCGAGCCGAAGAGCGUGAUCGCCGAGUACGCGGCGUGCGAGUGA
Messenger RNA from Diplodia corticola, 2979 nucleotides. RefSeq names its product hydantoinase oxoprolinase. NCBI's taxonomy places the organism in Eukaryota, Fungi, Ascomycota, Dothideomycetes, Botryosphaeriales, Botryosphaeriaceae. Gene Ontology annotation, molecular function: 5-oxoprolinase (ATP-hydrolyzing) activity. The transcript is spliced from 5 exons. Gene Ontology annotation, biological process: glutathione metabolic process. The record is from RefSeq and is a predicted model, not a curated record. Gene Ontology annotation, cellular component: cytosol. Bases 1 to 2979 code for a protein of 992 amino acids.